This is a messenger RNA of Bombus impatiens (common eastern bumble bee), 553 nucleotides long. Its product is annotated as longitudinals lacking protein, isoforms A/B/D/L-like. The transcript is spliced from 2 exons. The record is from RefSeq and is a predicted model, not a curated record. The coding region runs from base 288 to 482 and encodes 64 amino acids. NCBI's taxonomy places the organism in Eukaryota, Metazoa, Arthropoda, Insecta, Hymenoptera, Apidae.
UGAAAUCACCGAUUCGCCAACCACGAUCGUCGUAUUUAUUCGCAAUCGCUCCUGGAACCUGGCAAAUUUGCAUUUACCUGGCCAAAAAAAUCUGCUGUAUGAACAAUAAAUUGUUGGCAGAUGGAGAAAGUGUUUCGUACGUUCGUUUCACGUGUAUUCGAUUCCAGUGUCUACGUUGAUGAAACCGAGUGUGUCGCGACGUACUAUCGUAUCGCGUGGUGCUUUUGCAACGUGGAUUUUCUACGUUGGAAAAACUAGAUUAGCGGACAUCGAGGAAGAGGAGAAGAAUGGAAAGUAACAUGAUGCACACGUGCGAGUGGUGCGGUCGACCAUUCUCUUGGCCCUCCAGCUUGAGACUGCAUCAAAGAAUGGCUUGCGGGAAGCCACCAAACUUCUGCUGCACUAUCUGCGAUUACAAGUCCAACUUUAAGGGAAAUUUGAAGAGGCAUUUACUUUGUAAACAUCGGAUACACAUGCAUUAGCGAAUGGAUUACUGUGCGACCGAUCUGCUGGCCGAUAAUAAAGUGUACUUUUAUUCCAUGCGAAAACCUAA